Labrus mixtus (cuckoo wrasse) is the source of this 4772-nucleotide messenger RNA. RefSeq names its product ATP-binding cassette, sub-family B (MDR/TAP), member 10 (gene abcb10). The record is from RefSeq and is a predicted model, not a curated record. The coding region runs from base 477 to 2600 and encodes 707 amino acids. The transcript has 14 exons. Gene Ontology annotation, cellular component: membrane. Gene Ontology annotation, molecular function: ATP binding; ATP hydrolysis activity; ABC-type oligopeptide transporter activity. Lineage: Eukaryota; Metazoa; Chordata; Actinopteri; Labriformes; Labridae. Gene Ontology annotation, biological process: transmembrane transport.
AGUCAGCCAUUGAACUGGUCGUGGAGAAGGAAGAGGAAUGGUUUGCAGCUCUACCUGUGAACUUUACCGAGGUCACCUUUCCUGAUUCUACCUCUUCAGAGAAAACUGGGUGUAUUAUUCAGAAUGAGUGUGGCGUUGGUGGGUUCUCGGUAGCUUGUGUUUUUCUGCUUCAUCCUCUUACACAGCAGAUAAGUGAGCGACAGAUGACAGUGACAGGCGGCGGGGUGGUGGUGGUGCUGUACAGCUGAUUAUUGAUAAGAGAUAAACCGAGGCUGUGAAGAGCAGAUAAAAAAGACAAUAACGGUAAGAACCCGACAUGUAACGACACCAGGCUCUGGACAGGGUGUGUUUACAUCACGCUUGGAGGACUAACAUGUUUUUCCCAGUGGGUUUAACUAAUCAACAAUCACCGACACGUACUGGCAACUAGAGGAAAUACUUCACGUUUUGUCAGAUUUAGCGCUUUAACUUGGACAAUGCGGCUUUUAUUCAGCAUGUCAAGGUGCACACAUGGCGUGCAUUUGACCACAUUGAAGCUGACACAGCCGAGGAUGUUAUGGCUGCAGCACCGCCUCUCCCUCAAGAGACAUUCAACCGGGGUCAGGUCACCGGUCCAUCCCCGACCCUUUCUACUUCACAGUAAAUGUCUCUCUGUACUCUGUUCGCAUCACACAUCGACAGGCCGAGCACCGACAGCAGCCACACAUACACCUGUUGCCUUUACCAGCUCUUCAGCCAACUCCACACCUCCAGCAGCCGGAUCUUUGAAGACCCAGACGGACACAGAGAAAGACCAAACACCGACCACCGUCCCCCUGGAGGAUGUCAGAAGGAUUCUGCAACUAGCCCACCCGGAGAGAUGGAGACUGGCAGCUGCUGUGGGCUUCCUCACUGUCUCUAGUGCAGUGACCAUGUCAGCUCCGUUCUUUUUGGGUAAAGUGAUUGACACCAUUUACACCAGCGGAGCGGACACAGAGACCAUGACGGCCUCCCUGACAUCGUUAUGCAUCAUGCUCACAGGAGUGUUCCUGUGUGGAGGGGCGGCCAAUGCUGCCAGAGUCUACGUCAUGCAGAUCUCAGGUCAACAGAUUGUUCGUGAUCUCCGUGCCUCUGUCUUCUCCUCCAUCCUCAGACAGGAAGUGGCAUUUUUUGAUAGGAAUAGGACUGGUGAGCUCAUCAACCGCCUCUCUGCUGACACGGCUGUGGUGGGACGCUCAAUCACAGACAAUCUGUCAGACGGACUGCGAGCUGUGGCCCAGGCGACCGCUGGUGUCAGUAUGAUGUUCUAUGUGUCCCCUAGUCUGGCGAGCUUUGUGUUGCUGAUUGUUCCUCCUGUGGCCGGUCUCGCUGUAGUCUACGGCCGAUAUCUUCGCUCCAUUUCCAAACACACACAGGAUGCUCUGGCACAAGCAACACAGUUGGCAGAGGAACGUAUCAGCAACAUGCGGACAGUCAGGGCUUUUGGUAAAGAGCUGUCUGAGGUCAACACAUACACGCAGAAGACAGACCAGGUUUUGAGCCUGGCCAGGAAAGAGGCUGUACUACGGGCUGGCUUCUUUGGGGUUACGGGGCUCAGUGGGAACAUAAUGAUCCUGUCAGUGUUGUACAAAGGAGGCCUUCUGAUGGCUAAUCAGCACAUGACUGUGGGCGAGCUCUCAUCCUUCCUCAUGUACACCUUCUGGGUCGGCAUCAGUAUUGCAGGGUUGAGCUCUUUUUACUCUGAGCUGAUGAAGGGGUUUGGAGCAGGAUCCAGACUGUGGGAGCUGCUGGACAGAAAGCCUGAGUUUCCCCUAAACGAAGGCCUUGUGCUUCCUGCAGAGCAGCUGAAGGGUCAGCUAGAGUUCAGUGAUGUUUCCUUUGCCUACCCGACUCGAAAGGAGGCUCCUAUCUUCCAGAACCUCAGUCUAGUGGUCCCAGCUGGUACCAUCAUGGCUGUAGUGGGACCCAGUGGGUCUGGAAAGUCAACCCUGGUCUCGCUGCUGCUCAGGUUGUACGAUGCUGAUUCUGGUGUCAUCACGGUGGAUGGUCAUGACAUCAGAGAUCUCAAUCCCUAUUGGCUUAGGAGUCACAUUGGAACCGUCAGCCAGGAGCCAGUGCUGUUUUCCUGCUCGAUCAGAGAUAAUAUAGCAUACGGUGCAGGGGACCCGGAAUCUGUGUCUUCAGAGGACAUCUACAGAGCUGCUAGGGUGGCCAACGCCUAUAACUUCAUCCAGACUUUUCCCAAAGGCUUCGACACCGUGGUGGGCGAGAAAGGGGUGCUAUUGUCAGGUGGUCAGAAGCAGAGGAUAGCCAUAGCCAGAGCACUGCUCAAGAAUCCGAAGAUCCUCCUUUUAGACGAGGCCACAAGUGCAUUGGAUUCUGAGAACGAGUUCCUGGUUCAGGAAGCCUUGGAGCGUCUGAUGGAAGGACGGACAGUUGUCAUCAUUGCUCACCGCAUGUCAACCAUCCAGAAUGCGAACACUGUUGCUGUUCUGGACCAGCAGCGUAUAGCCGAGUGUGGCCGGCACACAGAGCUGCUCGGAAACAGGCAGGGACUUUUCAGGAAACUGAUGGAGAAGCAGGCGUUUCUACAGGAUGAACAGAAACGAGCAUUGAGCUGAAGGCAGACAGAGUGCAGAUGAGUGUACGAGGAUGAAGAAGAAGCGAGUAGUAAGAAGGUGAGGUCAUGGGGAAGAACUUGUUUUGCUCCAUGAGGGUUGAGGACAGAUAUAAAAGGCACUGCUGGGAAUAUGAAGAGAAGAUCCUUUGCUGCAGUAUUGGUAGCAUCGCCUAAGAUAACAGUCAGGGUAAAACAGAGUGAAGACCUUAGUACUUAAAACAGUGAUUCACUUUCUAUUUGUGAAGAUAUCUAAAUGUACACUGAAAGAGGAGGACAGAAUGAGUUUCUGGUGAGAUGUUUCUCACACAGGAACUUUAUUUUGAAAUCACUGUCAUCACCAUUAACUUGGGGAAAAGCCCAAAUCCUGUUUCUAAUAGUUUGGGGCACAAAGGAGACAUUUCUAACUGUUAAUUAUUUUCAAGCCAAACCAAAAACAGUCCAGUGUGAUAUCUACAGAGCAGAGCAUAUCAUGUAUUUGUCUAUUUAUUAUCCACUUUUUUUAAACUUGUUUUUGUUAUUUUGAGGAUUUUAACAAGCCAGCUAAAGAGGCUGUUUGUGUUGUCUGCAUUGUGUUGUACAACAUUGCUGAAGAUCGUGAGGAAAAAAAUAUGAAUAUGUGUUUUAAAUCACAGCUGAGGUGCUACUAAUCUCAAAAUAAACACUUUUUCUUGUGGAUUUGGUCUAAGUGGAUCAUAUCUAAAAUGUGAUUUUUUUUUUUUUUUUUUUUGCAAAUAUGUUAAGAUUCACUGCACUCUCAAGUUUCUUUUACGUUUCAAUGUAGAGUCCUGACACUGCUAAACCUGAUCAUCUUUAUAUGUCAAACUAAAUGAACUUUGCACAGUCACUCUGGAACUUGAUGGAUACCUGCUAAACAGUCGACUCUCUGGACUAUGUUUCACUGCUCUUAACGAACACAGUGUUUGUUGCCACAAUCAUCCCUCUUCUGACAUUCAUCUCAUCAUUCACCAAUUUAAAUCCCUUUUUUUAAACAUGACAACAACGAGUAACCAAGUGCAAAUCAGUGAUCCAGAUCGUCUCACGGUGUUCUUUAUAAACCAACAUCAGAUCUGUUCAACAUUUCUGGCUGAUUACUCCUCACCACUGUGUUUGUCUCUUAUCUACCUACCAGCGAUGUGUGUUUACACGACGUGCACUUGGCCCGCAGUAAAUCCUAAAACAAUAGCUCUAAAACUGCAGACAUGUUAGCCACAGCGCUGAUGAGCUAGCUAAAUAUUAUAGCUGGCUAGAGGCUGACUAGAAAGAAAUGAUUCUCUUCAGUCAAUAUUUGCACAUACACUUCACCACUCGGGGGGAGUUCAGGCUGGAGUGAUUCAGAAGAUUUGUGUCUUAUUAUGCCUCGCAUGAAAACCCCUUUGCUUGUUUUUAGAAGAGCUUUUUGUUACAUGAUUUAAAUCUAACAAUUACUUUUACUAAAAGUGACAAGACAACAAGCGAGUUGCAUUUCUCUGAACAUUGGUUGCAGAGGUUUUAUUUGUCAUGUUUAAGGUUUCUGACAGGGAUUAGAGACUCUAAUCUUUGCACUGACUUUUCAUUGAGACUUUAAAGGCAGUGAGGCCUCGACACCCUUCAGACAACAGAUAUUCAAAUGAACAGUCCUGAUCAUAUUUUAAAAAGGGAUCAUGCCAGGAUGAAUUCAUACAUAGCUCACUGAGAGGGGACUGUUUGAAUAGCUGACUACUGUUGUUUGUGUUUGAUCAAAUACAUGUAAAGGUUUUUUAUAUAUUUCAUACCGUGUACGGACUACAUGGCAGAAUAAAUUGAGAUCAGAUUUUAUCUAAAUGAAUUUAUUAAAUACAUGAUUUAUCACAGGCUGUAUUUUUUUAUAUGUUUUGUCUUGUAGCUAUGCUUCUGAUAUUUCACUUGAAAGAUUUUCACGUCCCUUAUCAAAGAAUUCUUCAUUACAAAGUUGCCUUGAACAUUAACGUCUCCGACACAUCAAGACUUGUUUCGUCAUUCCUGUGAAAGUAAGACUCAGCACUCAUUAUAAUCAACAUGCUUUAAGGCUGCAGAGGACUGAUUCUUUUUUUGUGUCUGAUUUGACUUCUAAACAAUAUGACAUAAAUGAUGUAUGAUGGAUUUUUUAAUUAUUUUUGUGUUUGUUAAAUUAUUAUACUGUCUUGUCGAGGCAAAUAAAGUGAAAUAUUAUUAUUCA